CCCGGGCGAGCACCGGAGGGGAGGCGGGGAGAGGGGUAGGGGACUUGGAGGAGCUUGAGCUCGCUACUAAUGGCGGAGAGCGACGGCGGCGAGGCGAGCCCUGGCCCUGGUUCCCGGGCCGGCGGUGGGGCGAGCCCCGACCCGCGCCCGCCGCGGCCGCAGCUGACCAAGUCACGCACAAUCUCCGGCUCCGCCGCGGCGUCCUUCGCGGCCGCCGACAGAGGAGGAGGAGGAGGCGGCGGUGGUGGAAGGGACAGCAUCCUCGUCCGCCGCUCCUCCACGGCGCCCCUCCCUCCUCCUGCGGCGGCUGCGGGGGCGGCCCCGGCGCCGCGCCGGCUCACCGUGGCCGUGGACGACCCCUCUUACGCGGCGCCCAACGGCGGCGUGCUGGACCGCGACUGGUGCUACCCGUCGUUCCUCGGACCGCACGCCUCGCGGCCGCGGCCGCCGCGGCAGCAGCAGCAGACCCCGACGAGUGCCGACCGCCGGAACAGUACUAACCCCACCGUGCCGCCGAGGGUGGCGGUCUCGCAGAGGGAGGAGGAGAAGAUCCUUGCGUCCGUGGUGAAGCGUCCGCCGCUGCUCGAGGAGCGGAGGCCGCUGCCGCCUCCACCUCCGCUGCCGCGCGCUCCGCGAUUUGAUCUCUCUCCGUACCUCCCACUCCUGCUGGUCGUAACCGUCACAAGCUCUGCCCUGGCUAUUUGGCAGUGGAUAGAAGUUAUGGCACUUCAGGAGAAGAUCAGAUCAUGCAGUGAUGAUAAUCCUGUGGACAGUGUGGGAACUGCAAAGAUGUCUUGGAUUGACAGGGACCAUGGCUCUGCUGUUAUCAAUUCUGGGAACUGGAAUCUAGCUCCUUCUAGCACAAUUCUUGCUUUUGCAGUACCAUUGUUCCUGUUUAAAUAUGUUGAUCAGCUCCGACGGAGACAAGCAAAUUCUAUGAGGGUGAGAAGUAGCGAGGAAGAAGUGCCUCUCAAGAAGAGGAUUGCUUAUAUGGUUGAUGUGUUCUUCUCAGGGCACCCGUAUGCGAAGCUUCUUGCCCUCCUGUUAGCCACCAUAAUUCUCAUUGCUUCAGGUGGGAUUGCACUGUAUGCUGUUAGUGGCAGUGGAUUCCUGGAGGCUCUUUGGCUUUCUUGGACUUUUGUGGCAGAUUCGGGAAACCAUGCCGACCAGGUUGGCCUGGGACCGAGGAUUGUGUCCGUAUCAAUUAGCUCUGGGGGCAUGCUGGUGUUUGCCACAAUGCUUGGGCUCGUUUCAGAUGCGAUAUCAGAGAAGGUGGAUUCUUGGCGUAAGGGGAAAAGUGAGGUGAUAGAGAUCAACCAUAUACUAAUCCUCGGAUGGAGUGACAAACUGGGCUCUCUUCUGAAGCAGCUAGCUAUAGCAAAUAAGAGUAUUGGUGGUGGUGUAGUUGUUGUUCUGGCAGAAAGAGACAAGGAAGAGAUGGAGAUGGACAUAGCAAAGCUAGAAUUUGAUUUUAUGGGAACAUCUGUAAUAUGUAGGAGCGGCAGCCCUCUAAUUCUAGCAGAUUUGAAGAAGGUUUCUGUUUCUAAAGCACGUGCUAUUAUUGUUUUAGCAUCUGAUGAAAAUGCAGACCAAAGUGAUGCACGAGCUUUGCGAGUGGUGCUGAGUCUGACUGGAGUCAAAGAGGGUCUAAGGGGCCAUGUUGUUGUAGAGAUGAGUGAUCUUGACAAUGAACCUUUAGUAAAACUGGUCGGAGGUGAACUAAUCGAAACAGUUGUUGCCCAUGAUGUGAUUGGACGUUUGAUGAUACAGUGCGCACUCCAACCUGGCCUGGCACAGAUAUGGGAAGAUAUAUUGGGAUUUGAAAAUGCAGAGUUUUAUAUUAAACGAUGGCCAGAAUUGGAUGGCAUGCGAUUUGGGGAUGUCUUGAUCUCAUUUCCUGAUGCGGUAUCCUGUGGAGUCAAGGUUGCUUCAAAAGGCGGAAAGAUCUUAAUGAACCCGGAUGAUGACUAUGUUUUAAGAGAAGGUGAUGAGGUCCUUGUUAUAGCAGAAGAUGAUGAUACUUAUGCUCCUGCCCCCCUACCAGAGGUGAAUAAGGGUUUUUUGCCUAACAUACCGACCCCUCCUAAAUAUCCAGAGAAAAUUUUGUUCUGUGGUUGGCGCCGUGAUAUCCAUGAUAUGAUAAUGGUUCUGGAAGCAUUUCUUGCUCCAGGUUCUGAAUUAUGGAUGUUCAAUGAGGUGCCAGAGAAGGAGAGGGAGAUAAAGCUGACUGACGGUGGUUUGGAUAUUUGUGGAUUAACAAACAUUAAACUUGUACAUAAAGAAGGGAAUGCUGUCAUCAGGCGGCACUUAGAAAGCUUGCCUCUGGAGACAUUUGACUCGAUUUUAAUUCUUGCAGAUGAAUCAGUGGAGGAUUCCAUUGUACAUUCUGAUUCACGUUCAUUAGCUACACUUCUUCUAAUUCGUGAAAUUCAGUCUAAGCGUCUUCCAUCCAAGGAGCUAAAAUCACCUCUCCGUUACAACGGCUUCUGUCACAGCUCCUGGAUUAGGGAAAUGCAGCAUGCAUCUGACAAAUCUAUAAUCAUCAGCGAAAUACUGGACUCCAGAACAAGAAACCUUGUAUCUGUCUCCAAAAUCAGUGAUUACGUUCUAUCUAAUGAACUUGUAAGUAUGGCACUAGCAAUGGUAGCUGAAGACAAGCAAAUAAAUAGAGUUCUUGAAGAACUUUUUGCCGAGGAGGGCAACGAGAUGUGCAUUCGAUCUGCCGAAUUUUACCUGUACGAGCAAGAGGAAUUGAGUUUCUUCGAUAUAAUGGUUAGAGCUCGUGAGAGAGAUGAGAUUGUGAUUGGCUACCGCCUUGCUAACACUGACCAGGCAAUCAUUAACCCAGAACAUAAGUCUGUGAUUAGGAAGUGGUCACUAGAUGAUGUCUUCGUUGUCAUCUCGAAAGGUGACUAAUUUUCAAGGGCAUCUCACUUUUUUUGUGUAAGUGUAUAUUCUAAUGCUAAUCCAUGCUAAUUGAAAUGAUAACUGGUCAAAGAUACAUAAAAGUACGAUCCUGAUCCAAACAAUUAGCUCUGUA
Phragmites australis (common reed) is the source of this 3040-nucleotide messenger RNA. RefSeq names its product probable ion channel POLLUX. Gene Ontology annotation, biological process: potassium ion transport. The transcript is spliced from 12 exons. Bases 70 to 2916 code for a protein of 948 amino acids. NCBI's taxonomy places the organism in Eukaryota, Viridiplantae, Streptophyta, Magnoliopsida, Poales, Poaceae. The record is from RefSeq and is a predicted model, not a curated record.